CUCAAACCUAAGCCAAUUCACAUUAAUAGAACACUUUCAUGUGAUCCAGGGGGAAGGGGAUCCCAACAUAGAGAAGGAGUAAAAGGCAACAAAGGACACUGUAAGAUCAGGGGAAGAAGAUUUAUAUACUUAAUAGAGUUUAUAUUUGAGGAAGACUAGCUGGCCUUCUGAAUGUAAUAGCGUGAUCCUGAAACCUUCUUGUCAAAAUGGGCAAUGAAAACAGCAGCCCAGAAAGUCAGGAUAUUCAGUCUGUUCCAGAAUCAAUCCAGCCACCUAGUAAUGAGAGAGAAGCAAAAAAGAAAAAGCAGAGGAGAAAGAAUAAAGACAGAACUGUUGAGGAGAAUGAUUUUGAUAGCUCACCUGUAGAUUCUGCUGUUUCACAUUUGCUGCCAGAUAAUGAGCCUUCCUUAGCCGCAGGAGAUGCCAGAGGGAGCUGGCCUUUAAUGUCUGAACGUGAGACAAGUGAGUCCUACCAAUCCCUUGUCCCACAUAAUCUUCUUUUUACUGGGUUUGAUGUAAAUGAAGAGUCAAGAUCUCAAAUGCCAGUCACAAGCAGCCUUAGUAACGAAGGCCUGUGCAGCAAUGCCGGUGAAGAAUCACUUGGUGCAAACAUAUUUGCAGUAUCUCCAGAGGUGACAGCACUGGAGGAUUUUCUGCACCAACAAGAGCAAGCAGUGUCUGACUUCUCAGAGUGGGCUAGUGAAGGAAACAAAGACAAAAGCCAAGUUCUGCCAAUGCCUCUGGUGGAGUGUGUCAAGGAGCAUGCUGCUGUGAGUCUUGAGGAUACCUAUGGAGAGUUACCUGGUCUACUGUCGUACCCAAACACUGUGAAUGACAAAACCACAAGAACUAUUCCCGAUCCAUCUCUCAGCAGUGAUUCAGAUACUCUACCACCUGCUGCCACCUUUGCAAUAAAGGAUGAAAAAACUCCAGAUGAUUUUAGCUCAGCACUUAAUCCUUUGUCAGAUGCCACUUGGAUGCCAGGAGCUGGGACUGAACAAACCAUUUCCAGUGAAUCAGAUUCAUUACAACAGAGUGAACAGCUGAAUGAUAAGCAAAAUGUACAUGUUGUCCCAUUACCUAUGAGUGAAGAAGGGCUGGAUUACUGUAUCCCUCAAGGGACCAGCCAACCAGGAGAAUCUUUGGAAGGGGGCCAUGGGGAGCAAACUGUACUAAAACUAGGUGGACAGAACACAGAUGGCCCAAACAGCCUGGUAAUGAAAAAAGAAACUUUAAUCCUAAAUUGUCCCACAGCAGGAGGUUCAGACACUGAAAAACACAGAGCAGUUGUUGAGGGUCAAAGUUUUGUCAGCCCCAUUGCCUCCAUCAGUGAAAGCAGCAAUGACACAGCAACAAGCAAAAGAGAUGACCCUUACCAUAUUUUUCCUGAAGAGAAUAGCGAGCACUCUGGUCUCAUUUCUGCCCUGCACAGUUUGCCCUUCACUCCUUGUGAUUUGUCUCUGAUAACCAUGACUGAAGAAAAAAACAGGGGCUGCCCACCUGAAAGAGAAUGCCCAGAUCAAACCACAAGUAAACCAGAAACCCUCUUUCUUACCAAAAGAGAAAAUCGCAGUGGGAAUUUACUAGUGAGCCCUGAGCCUCCCGGUGUGUCCUUGUUGCCUGAGGAAAAUGAAAAACAGAAAGCAAGUACUGCUGCCUCUGAGAAGAGAGCAGAGCAUGCCAGCGGCAAAGAAAUCACAAAAGCUGAGUGUGUGAGUGAGGGAAACAUUGCUCUCGCUGACCCAGAAAAUCUUGUGUGUUUUGGGAGAGAAGAUUCCAUUGUAGAUAAAAGAUUGUCCCCGUUGGGAAAUGUAAAAGACUUCACAAGUGAGAGUGAGCUUACUGAGCUCAUUAAAAAAGACAGUCUAGUAUCUCAGGAAAACAAAGACAUUUCUUUGGGAGAGGUUGGAAGUCAAGAGAGGCCAGUUUUAACAAGUCCUCUUGUACAGGAAGAGGUAAACCUUUCUCAAGGGACCUUGCUAAACUUUGAUAUUAACAAAAUGGAAGAGAGUCCUAACACCAACUCAGGUGAUUACUGGAGCUUUCUGGCAAACAGUGUUCAAAGUGAUGCCGGUGGCAAAGUUUUGGAAAAUGAUUUAUGUUCAGAACAUAUUCUGAAUGUACCUGAAGAGCAUUUACCUGAAUUAAAUAGGAGAUCAGAGAGAGAAAAAACAGCCCCCCAUGAGGAGGAGGAGGAUAAAAGCCUUCUGUCUGUGGAAGCACUACAUUUACAAGAGAAAAUGUGCCCACAGAGCUGUGAUCUUUUAACAGAAGACACACAGCUCAGCUUUACAGCCUGUGAAAUGGCAGAGAAAAUUUGUUUAGUAGACACACAUGGUUCACUGAUGCUGCACUCGGAGGACAAUGCUGUUAUGCAAAAUGAGCGAGAUGGAUCCUGGGAGCAUACACUUUCUCAAAGAACUGAAUGGGAGCUGGAAGGCCAAGCAAUGCAUGAAAUAACAUCUGAAGGCAACACAGCAUUUGCAGAAAUAAUACCAGCUCCUAAAGCAGAACCCGAGCAUCAGGACUUAAAUGAACAGGCGAGGAUUGCUGGAUGCAUUACAGGAGUAAAAACAAAAAUCCAGGAGGAUCUAACCUGUUUUGAAAGCAAACCACAGAUGCUGACUUGCAGUGAAGCUGCCUGUGUACCUGUGACAGUUGCUGAGCAAAGCAACCCUGUGGGUCAGAGAGAAAGUAAUGAAACUGGUCAAGAGGAAUAUAAAAUUGACAUGAAAAGUCAGGUAACCAACACAAAUGUGGCACAGAAAGCUAAAAGCAAAUUGGACUCCCUGCAGCAAGUACAACAGGAACAAGUGACUGAAGAACAUAACCCAAGUAUGAGAGAGGAUUAUUCUGGCAGCCUACAACUAACAUCAAACACUGUAAAGGCUGAUUUCCAGCAGACGAAACUGGGAGAUUUACAAGAUUGCAGCAUAAGAGAGCAUAAUGAUGCACUAGAGAGCAGUGAUGGAGAAACAUCUUUGGAAACUCUUCACAGAAAGGCUGCAGACGUACAACAGAUGGUGGACAUUUUCAUGCCAUUUCCACAAGUAGAAAUGAAAGAUAGUCUGGAGUCCUUUCACUUUAUUUGCAGUAAUCAACACCACCUUUCAAAAACAGAACUUGAAAAGGUGGAUCAUGCCAGUCUUACAGCACUAAGAAGUUCCAAUGAACAACAGCUUAAUGAAACUCUGCCUGAAAGGGCCCAUUCACAGGACUCAGAGGAUCCCAGUGGCUUUCAACCACCAUGUGAAAGUGAAAUAAAAGUAAUAGAUGAUAUACAUAAACCCCAAAUUGAGCUACAGGUGAAAUCAAAUGUUUCAACAGCUGUUGCAGAUGAAAAUGCACCAUUGCCAAAUAUUUCUGAAUCUAUGGCACAGAUUGUAGAAGUAAGCAACCUGAAAACUCUAGCAAGCAGUCAAAUGGAAGAAAGUUGUCUUGACCAACAAGCCAUAAGUAAGUUAAACCAGGAUGUUUCUGAUUCUCUGAUUUUAAGUGAUCUUUGUGAAGGAGCAGAUCACAGUGAUGCUGAAGAGCCUGUCAUAAGCAUGCAAUCGGAUGGCUUACAUGGACUGACAGACUACACAGGUGAAAGUACCACUGGUAUUACAGAAUGUGAUCCAACAGUGCAGAAAACAAUCUCUCCUAAUGUCGAACUGCCACAGACUUUGACAACAGAUAUCAAAAUGACUUGUGCUGAUGAUGGCUAUAAAAGUAAUGAGUCCAACCUUAAAGUAACAGAAUUGGCAGAAAAAAGAUCCCAUACAGAAAUAGAAGAGAAGACAAGUUUAGUGGAUGAAACCACCAAGAAAUAUGAACCUGGGGAAAUAAAUUAUGAAAGGGACUUGAUUGUCACAGGAGCUGAAAAUGCAGGAAUACAGGAAUCAAUACAGUUACAUAGUCCUUUAUUACCUGAACUCACAGACAUGGUUUCCAGCAAUGUUUUGAGUAAAACAGACAGCAUUCAAAAGACAGAGUUCCUACCAGCUGACUCCCAGGCAGAUCUACCAACUCUUUCUGUACCUGCAUUUUCAGAUAAUCAGCACACCGGAGUGAGCCAGCAACCAACAAAAUGUAUGAAUGACGGCAUUGUGGAUGGAUUACAAAAGGAUGAGCUAGAAAUUACAGCGUACCAAGGCUUCUUAGGUGCCACUCCCAAUUUUCAGAUUGUUGCUCCAGCUGCUACACCUGUACAUUCGGGUGAUACUUCAGCAGAGAAAAGCACAGCAGAUCAAAGGAUGCCCGAAGUACUAAAUUCAGAUACCAUUCCUUUAGAGUCAGUCCCUGAGAAGGACUCUGUGAUUCCAAGCCAAGGCAAGGAAGAGAGUGUCUUCACCUCACAGGACUCUUCUGAGCAAGGACAGUUGGAAGGUAAUUUGUCACCAUUUAAUUUCAAGAAACUGCAGACUGAGAUCUCGGCAAUUAAAACAAAAGGAGCAAAAAGUGAUGUAAACUUCAAAGCCCAGCAGUUUGACAGCUCGGUAGAAUCUGUUUUCAGCCUUUCAAGCUUAGAAGAGAAGCUUCUGAGCCUUUCAUCUUUUGGUAAGCAAACAGACUGUAAUGAGGACACUGCAACAAACAUCGCUUGUGUGGAUGACAAGCACAGUGAGAGUGUGCAAAAUAUAGACAAUGCAGAAAAAAACCAGGGUGCAUUUGCUGAGAAUUUCAGUAUCCCGAAGAUGGAAAUAAGUACUCCUAAAUCUGCAGAGACCUCUGAAAAACAGCACGAUGAUCAAUCUUCCAGGACCUUUGGUAUUGGUUUUUUUGAUUUCAGGAAGCAUAUUAGCAAAAUAUUUGAGAAGACAGUUCCAAGUACUCUCACUACAGAGGUGCCUCACCAUUCAGCUGAAAACAGAGCAGAUGAGAGAGACAGUCCAUCAGCCAAAGUAAUACCUCAGUGUAAGCCGGGACUGGAAGAAGCUGAUGGAAUAAUUGGGAGUGCUGAUCAGAAACCAGAAGGAGGUGUAUUCCCCUUAGAGGCUGAGGUUUUAGAUAGAGCUACUAAACAGAAAAUAGUGCAGGAAGAAAAGUCAUUGACAAACUCACCAGAGUAUUGUUUGUCUGAUGCUUUUUCAGAAAAUAUCCCAAUUAAAAAAUAUUAUGCAAGUGAAGAAGUGCUCACAAGUUUGCCAAAGUUAGAUAGUCAAGUAGACAGUUCAAGCAGCAUCAGGGUGAAGGGAGAGGCAAAUGAAUGUGCAAGUGCUGUAAGUAAUGAUAACAGUGCGAAUGGGAUGAGCCUCGAAACAGAAAAGCUGCAACCGGCAUAUUCAUAUAGCUCAGAAACGGAGGAUUUACCUCCCUCUUCUGACAGUGAGCUGUCUUUAAUGAUUACGUCAUUGAAUAAAUUUGUUCCAGCAAGUGAUUUUGGCAGAAUGACCAUGGCAGAAGUGGGGGAAGGCAGUUUAAUUAGUCUAGGUAGUGCAGAGCCAGGUUCAUCUGAAAACCAGUGUCACAACUCAAUGCCAAGUGUAGACAAGGGAACCAAAGAGAAUGUCACUAACCUAGGGAACACUUCAGCAUUGCCCCAUCUUCUACAUGGUCUUUGUGUGUACAGUGAACAAAUGGAGCAGUCCAGUAAAUUGCCUGAUGAAAAUAAGAAGAAAUCUACUUGCUGCAACCUUUUAGAUGAAAAUACACUUCAGGAGAAAGCCUUUGAAAGUACAACAUCCUUGUCAGUGUUAAUAGAUAGCCAAGAAAAAGAGAAAACUCAAGACAUAGCAAUACAUGGACUAAUAGAUUACUUAAAAAAUGAAGUAAGCCUUGAAGAUGAUUCUCCAGGUGACUGCAAACCCAAUGACGGGUGUGGGGAAGAAGUAAAUGACAUCAUGUUCAGCAUAGCAGAAGCAGAAGAACAUAUUUCUGUUGACACCCCUAAAACAGGUAUCGCCAGUACAUUAUUCACUGCUGACUGUGUCUCACCCUUGCAGUCUAGCAUAUGUGAUCAGGGAAUGGAUUCAAAAAAGAUUUCAGAAACCAUUCAAAAGAUGGAGCCUAAAUUGUUUACUGAUGUGCCUUCUCCAAAUCAAUCUGGAGAACAGAAUUUGGGACUUGAGAAGCCCCUUCUAGAUGUCCAGAAAAAGGAAUCAACCACUUCACUUCUUGAAUCUGAACAAAGCCUCCCUAGUUCAUCUCUUAACGUGGCCAUGGAUGGCUUACCAGCUAAAAGCAUUUCUGUAUCUGAUGGUUGCCAAGAUACUGGAAAUAGUGACUUACCUCUUCCUGACUUGAGAUCUGUGACUCCUCAAGCACCUACUGAGGUAGAGCAACCUGACCAGGAGAACAAGAGACUGACAGUGGAAGCAAAGAGGAGUUCAGACUCUGAAGAAGCAUUUGAAACACCAGAAUCUACCACUCCCGUGAAGGCUGCACCACCACUACCCCUGCCACCACCUGAAGUUGCAGCAUUUGACACAGAGGAACAGGAAGUACAAGCUCAACUUCCAUCAGAUGACAUAGGAUUUUGUUGUGAUACAGUAUUGAUAGCUGAUGUUCCACAUAGUGAAUCAGUUGAAGAAACUCCAUUCCAGCCUCCUUCCCACUCAUUUUCUACUGUUUUUGAUGAGGACAAGCCCAUUGCAAGCAGUGGGACUUACAACUUAGACUUUGAUAGCAUUGAGGUGGUAGAUUCUUUACAAGCCAUAGAUCCUGGUUCUGUGGACACAAGAAACCGUGACACCAAGUCACAUGUUAGAAGAAAAUCCACAGAUUCUGUUCCUAUUUCCAGAUCUACUUUGUCUCGAUCCCUUAGCUUGCAAGCUGGUGAUUUUGAUGGAACAUCUUUUCUUGGUAAUAACGAAACAGGGGGUUCAGCAACAGAAACAUUCAGUACUGGUUCAAGUAGUGCCUCUAGCACUCUUAAGCGCACAAAGAAACCAAGGCCAGCUUCCUUGAAGAAAAAACAGUUGGCAAAAAAGUCUCUGGAAGUUCCACCAGUCAAAGAGCCAGAACCACCUGACAUCAAGCAAGAUUCUGCUGCCGAGAGUGAAGGAAAAGUGUCUGAAGAGAGGUUGGAACCCACUGAAAGUGAAUGCACUGAGCCUUCCCAAAGUGCCAUUGAACAACAGGAGACUCCUACUCUAUCAACAGCAGACGAUCCAUUUGACCCAAAUAGCUUUGAAGAGAUAAGCACGUCCGUUGCUGGAAAUAAGAAGGUGCAGAACUCUCCCCCGGCCAGCAAGAAAGUUCUCCCUCUUACAACGGCACCAGAAGCCGUGGAGGUAACACCUUCGGACACUGGGGGACCUGAAGAUCCUCCAGUAAAAGCUGUGAGGCUGGAAUUUGAUUAUUCCGAGGAAAAAGGAAGUGGCGGAGAGCAGCAAGAAAGCCCCCCUCUGCCCAAAAAAGUGGGCAAAAAGCCUGGUGCCAAAAUGCCACUCAGGAGGCCAAAGACUAAAAAGACUGGGGAGAAGCUUGACAGUGUUCCCCCCACCCCCACCAAGACCCCUUCUGACCCAAAUGAGAUCCCUGUUCCCAAAGGCUCUUAUACAUUUGAUAUUGACAAAUGGGAUGACCCCAACUUCAACCCAUUUUCUUCCACUUGCAAAAUGCAAGAUUCUCCUAAACUGCCUCAGCAAACGACAGCAGCCUACACUUUCGAUCCAGACGUAUGUGAGGACUCAAUUGACCCUUUCAAGCCUUCCUCAAAGGUAGCUAGUUCUCCCACCAAAUCCCCAGCCUCUUUUGAAAUACCAGCUAAUGCCAAUGAAAUCAAUGGAACAGAAGGAGAUGGCCUCAGCAAACCUGCAAAAAAGAAGAAGACACCACUCAAGACUGAUACUUUCAGGGUGAAAAAGUCACCAAAAAGAUCUCCUCUGUCAGAUGCACCUUCACAGGAGUCCACAUCAUUACCUAUUUCUGAAACAACUUCUGUUGUGUCCACUGUGGUUCAUGCAACAGAUGAGGAGAAACUUGCAUCAUCAGUGGGCAACCAGAAAUGGACUUGUAUGACAGUGGAUCUAGAUUCGGAUAAACAGGAUUAUCCUCAGCCAUCGGAUCUAUCAACGUUUGUGAAUGAAACAAAGUUUAGUUCUCCCACAGAAGCAAGAUGAUGAUGCUC
This is a messenger RNA of Sceloporus undulatus (fence lizard), 8056 nucleotides long. RefSeq lists its product as uncharacterized. Lineage: Eukaryota; Metazoa; Chordata; Lepidosauria; Squamata; Phrynosomatidae. The record is from RefSeq and is a predicted model, not a curated record. The transcript is spliced from 11 exons. Gene Ontology annotation, cellular component: cytoplasm. The coding region runs from base 207 to 8048 and encodes 2613 amino acids. Gene Ontology annotation, biological process: mitotic spindle organization; cerebral cortex development; cell population proliferation.